Lasiodiplodia theobromae is the source of this 1797-nucleotide messenger RNA. RefSeq names its product PWWP domain-containing protein. Lineage: Eukaryota; Fungi; Ascomycota; Dothideomycetes; Botryosphaeriales; Botryosphaeriaceae. The record is from RefSeq and is a predicted model, not a curated record. The coding region runs from base 1 to 1797 and encodes 598 amino acids. The transcript is spliced from 6 exons.
AUGGCCGAUCAGGCUGCCGCUCCGGCUCCUGCAGCCUCGCCCAAGCCCGACGAGGCCUCGGCGCCUGCUGUCGAGGUGAAGGCUACCACCGCUGACGCGACCACUGAUGGCGCGGCAGCCGCCCCCAUAGAUGAUACCAAGCCUGAGACUACUUCAGACUCUCAUCCUGCCGCCGAGGAACCCGCUGCUACCAGCGUCGGAGAACCGGCUACAUCGGAGAAGGACGGUGACAACGCUGAAGAAAAGGACACAGGGACUGAGGCUGGCAACGAUGCCAACGGUGUACCGAAAUCGAAUGGCAGGCGCAAGUCCACCAGUGGUGAGAAGGGCGGAAAAAAACAGCUCAAGAGCAAGAAGUCUAUGGCCAAUCUCAAUCUCGACGUGACGCCUGGUACCUACUGGUGGGCUAGGAUGAAGGGCUACGCUGCUUGGCCCGUGAUCAUUUGCGAUGAGGCUAUGCUUCCUGAAUCCCUGCUUACCAAGCGACCCGUCAGCGCAAUCCGGCCCGAUGGAACCUACCGCGAAGACUUCGCGGACAAUGGUAAGAAUGUCCGUGACCGUAGGUAUCCAGUCAUGUUUCUGGGCACCAACGAAUUUGCAUGGCAAGUCAAUACUGAGCUCACCCGUCUCGAUCUCGAGGACGUCAAAAGAGCUGUCGACAACAACGACCAGGGCAAGAAGGCGAAGAACCUUUGGGAAGCCUGGAAGGUCGCGUCUGAAGGCCACACCCUUGAGUAUUUCAAGCAGCUUCUGAUGGAUCACGAAAAAGCAAUGGCCGAAGAUGCACAAGAGCGUGCCGCUAAGGAAGCGGAAAAGGCUGAAAAGGCUGCCAAGAAGGCCAGGAGAAAGAGCAAGGGUGGCGAUGAUGAUGUAGAGAUGGAGGAUGCAGCCGGUAGCUCUGACUCCGCAAGCAAGAAGAGUGCUAAAAAGAGAAAGAAUGAUGCUGAGGGUAACGACGAGAAGCCCGCAAAGACUCCCAAGACCAAGCUCAAGGUCAACGGUCCCAAGACGCCGGCAGAGUCUUCGGCCACGAAGACGAAGAAGACACCAGCUUCGAAGGCGAAGAACUCUAAGAAGGUUGAGGAGUCAGCCACGCCCAAGGUAGUCGAGGAAGAGCUCACCCCUGAGCAGAAAUUUGAGAAGCGCUCCAAAGCCAUCCUUUAUCUCCGCCAUCGUCUUCAAAAGGGAUUCCUGACCCGCGAUCAGACCCCCAAGGAGGAAGAGAUGCAGCAGAUGGCUGAGUAUUUCACUCAGCUUGAGUCGCACCAGGAUCUUGAAGAGAAAAUCAUUAAAGAUACCAAGAUCAACAAGGUCCUGAAGGCCAUUAUCAAACUGGAUUCUAUCCCCAAGGAGGAGGUAUACAACUUCAAGAAGCGUUCUGCUGACCUGCUCAACGCCUGGGGAAAGAAUGCGAGCGGAGACGCGAAGCCUAAUGGUGUUGAGGCCAAGGAAGAUACCGCCGAGGCCAAGUCGGAUAAAGCCACCACUGAGGAGCCAAAGACUGAGGGGCCUAAAACGGAAGAGCCUAAGCCAGAAGAGCCUAAGGCUGAACCGAGGGCCGAGGAGGCAUCGAAGGACGUUGAGAUGAAGGAUGCUGAGGAUACUCCUGCUGAGACCAAAGCUGAGGAGACCAAGGCUGAUGAGCCUAAGGUUGAGGAUGCUAAAGCCGCCGAACCAGGUGAUGUCGCCAUGGAGGACGCCAAGGACCCGGAAAAGCCUGCAGCCGCAACUACUGAGGUUGCGAAGGAAGGUGACAAGGUUGAAGAGAAGUCUGCUGAGGCAACCGCUGCCUCUUAA